Messenger RNA from Besnoitia besnoiti, 3210 nucleotides. RefSeq lists its product as uncharacterized. The coding region runs from base 1 to 3210 and encodes 1069 amino acids. The transcript is spliced from 3 exons. NCBI's taxonomy places the organism in Eukaryota, Apicomplexa, Conoidasida, Eucoccidiorida, Sarcocystidae. The record is from RefSeq and is a predicted model, not a curated record.
AUGACUGAGAGACGUGGCGAGGAGCGAAAACGCGCGAAAAAGCGAAAGACGGGAAGCGCACGCGCGGCAGUCCUCACGUCCCCCAACAGCUCCCCUGCGGAUCGGCGCGGCGACAAGAAAGGCUCUGCUUGUUCAGGCGUGAGUCUCGGAGAGUGCCCCAAGUUUUUUUUGCUCCUUUUUUCAAAGCGAAGAAGGAAUUGCUGCCCGGCGAGUGCGCCUGGAGAGUGCCUCUCAGCAGCGAGAGACAUGGGGAUCGGCGGGGGGCCUGAGGCGGGGGACGCAGGGCGCGCUCCUUCUCCGCCCCCACAUGUGGCGUGUUGUGACGGGCGGAAAGAAGAGGCUGUGGCAACGGAGAAGAAGCGCGAAAAGCUGAAGAAGCACGUUCAAAGAGAAGCAAGAAAGGUGGAGGCGCAGGCCUCCAAAAACGGCCUUGAUGAGGGCGUCCAUGCGGCAGAUGGCGCCACGCGCUCAGCGUCUUCUGACCUGCCCUCUGGCGCGCGCCCGGUGGAGCUCCGUGAAGAGAAAAGGCGAGACCACCAGAAUCCUCGGCACCGUGGCGACCUCGGGUUGCGGACGCGGGUCACGUGCGAGUUCGGCGGCGCGGAAGGCAGGGAGCGCGAGAAGAAGGCGGAGGGGGACGACGAAGGGACUUCCAAAAGACAGCCAGAGUUUCCAAGCGACGCCUCGACGGGGGCACCGUGGCUGUUUCCCAUCCGGCGCGACUGGGACUAUCGCUUCCCAGAGGACGUGCCCGAACUGCUCCAGGUAGUCUGCAGCCGCAUCAACUGUCGGCCGCUGGCGACAGACGACCAGGACAACACGCGCCCUUCUUCCGCGCUCUGCAGCGAAGACGGCGAAGGAAUGACUGCCCGCAAUGGCGUGGCGCCGAGCCACGAGACGCUUGAAGGAGAACGCCUCCUCGCAGUGUCUGAAAGAAUGGUCGCCGAGUGGAAGCAACGGCGAGCGUGGAGACAGCGCGAGGAGAAGAAGAAAAAACACCUCGCGGCCGUUCCCCUGCCACCGGGCGCACCGCACGUCACGCGCGCAGCGGCGGAAGAAGGCGACACCAAACGUUCGCGGGGUGACGAAGAAGUAGGAGAGCGAGCGUCACUGUGUGCUUUGCUCGCCGCCUGUCGAGCGUGCCCUCUGUCUUGGGCGGCUGACGGCCAGAAACCGGGCUCGAAGCUGCGUGGCGCGCCUGCUGCGGUGUACCUACACCACUCCCGAAGACGCCAGCCUCCGCUGCCGCCUACGGAGAAGCGCGGCGCCGUCUGCAGCGUCAGAGGGACAGGAGAGUCCAAGCAGAUUGUCUCUUCUCUGGUGGAAGGGCCCCCGGCUCUUCCUUCCUCGCCCUCAGCGACUGCAAGCGGAUAUGAGAGGGGCGCUGGGCUGCCUGCGCCGUGGGCGCUCACCCCGGAGUCUUCCUCGCAAACCUCGUUCGCUUGCCGACCCCCUCUCUUGCCUCCUGCCCCUCCCAGCGCCGUCCCGGGAGCGCCCCAACCCCCCGCGUUCCUUUUGAAUCCUCAUGAAACGUGGAGUGCGUGCCCGCAACCGCCUCCGCCGCGGCAUCCACAGGUCGGCGGCAGUGUAUGUACACCCCCGCAGGUAGAAGGGACGGGCGCGGCUGCAGGCGGCGGAGGCGCGCCGUCAGGCGAGUUGACUGCUGCGCAGGGCAGGGGGAUGAUGCUGGCGCCGCUGCCACCCUCGGCGCGGCAUGCGAAAGCCCCGGCGCAGCGGAAACAUGCACAGGCCGAUGUCGCGGUCGGCGGCGGCCUUUCUGGCGCUUCGAAGGGCGGCGUGCGACGGAGGGAGGACGAAGAGAAUCGGGGCAGUGGCGGAGGGCGCCAAGAUGUAGAAGAAGGCUCUCGCCUAGGAAAGCGAGAAGGAGGCAAGAAGGAAGGAGGCGCGCGCUUGGCGGCUCGCUAUGCGGCCGGCGCCCACCCGCCGGGGAGCGGUGCGGGUGGGCGCGGAGGGACAGGAGGCGCGACCGCAGUCGGAGACCAGGGCGCCUCGGGGGAAAGUGUCUCUUGGCCGGAAGAAGUCACGAAGCAGGCUGUGCGCUGCGCUAUCGGCGGAACGAUGCACGAGUUCGUGCGUCUGCCGGAUGGGUUUUCGGUCUGCUUCGCGAACGGCAACUACGGGGCAGGGCGUUUCAACGGCUUCAUUCACCUCUCGCUGCCGUCCACGGGGUCGUCCUCCUCCUGUCCCGUCGUCCCGGGGGGAUAUCUGCUGCUGGAGCACGCGCCUUCGUGGCAACAUCCAACGCCCAUGCCGCUUUUUUUCCUUCGCGCGACGCCGCGCAACAGCCGCGAGCUCGCCGAGGCGCUCGCCAGCCCGUUCUGGGCGCGCAGGCAUCCUGCGCGGCACCUGGUGUACAGACACCGCGCGCACAUGCUUCGCUUGCUUCAGGACCGGCCGCGGAAGCGCGGAAAAAACGCACAGAGCGGGGGGCAAGAUCAGGGAGGAAAGCAUGCAGCGACGCGAGGCGGGUUGGGGGAAGGCGGAGGCGGCGCGGAUGGCGAGGUCAAGCAGGUCCCCUUCCGCGCGGUCGCAGAGGAAGCGAACUCCGCAGCGACCGCGAACGGCCCGAAUGUCGCACUGGGCGCCGAGCAGAAGAAGAGUCACCGACGCCGGGCUGAAGCUGCUGCGAGUCGGCAGGCAGAGGUAGCGGAGGAAGAGCAGCGCGUCGCGGAGGGCGCGACCUCAAGGAAGAACCGAGGAGAGGGACCGCUGGCCGCGAAGGCGAGAGAGAGCAGGAAAGACGGGCGCGACGAGCGAGGAGGAAGGACGGACGGCGAAGCCUCGGCGCAGUCUGGCGAGGGAGAGAGAACAAAAGAGCUAGACGAGCAGCCGAAGCACACCGGUUCCGCCUCCGCAGGCUGCGAGGCAAAAGAAGGAGGUAGUCCGCCGCAACAAGGCGUCGCGUCGCCUGCGGUCUCGCCCGUGGCGGAGGGCAACGGAGGGGCGCUGCCCGCGCCGGCAGCGAGGCUGCAAAGUUUCCUCCCCGCGGAUCGCGUGGGGAAAAAGCGAGCUGCCGACAGGGGCGGAAAGCGGAGACAGGACGCGCCGGCUAAAUGUGAGAAGACGCCUUUGCCGGCGGAGGGGAAGCCGCGCGGCAGUCUUCGAGAGCCGCAGCGGGGCGGUGAGGCCAGUCGACAGGGCAGGCCAGGCUGUGUGGAGGAGGUCGCGCGACGGAGGCGUCUCCCCUAG